AUGUUCAAAUAUUUGUUGGCAACUCUUUUUCUCGCUGGAAUUUUGGCUGAAUCGAAUUCUACAACAUCAGAUGGAAAUGUUGAGAAACCAACAGUUGCUGCUGAAAUUGUGCAAUCCGUCAACAUCACAAAAACUACGGUAGCACCAACAACUAUUGUAAGUUUAAAAAAUUAAUUUCAGAUCAACAAAUUAAAUGUAACAUUAAUAUUUCAAGGUUCGAAAGAUUGUUCCGGAAAAGAAAGAAACUUUGACUGACAAAAUUCAAAAAUCAUUCACAGCCAUCAAAACUGUUUUCACUAAACUUGGAAGUUUUAUCACAAAUUUGUUCAGCGAGAAAAAAAGCAUGACUUCUACGACUCCAACGAUUUUGACUUCGACCACUCCAAAAAUUCUCAAGAUCCAGCAGAAAGUUGUUCAAACAACUACCACAGUUUCAGUCCCACCAACAAUAUCUACUACUGUUGCACCAUCCACGACACCUAAAGAAAAACCAACAACAACUUUGAAAGCAUAA
Caenorhabditis angaria is the source of this 514-nucleotide messenger RNA. Lineage: Eukaryota; Metazoa; Nematoda; Chromadorea; Rhabditida; Rhabditidae. The record is from the annotation of a GenBank genome assembly.